Messenger RNA from Stegastes partitus (bicolor damselfish), 7645 nucleotides. RefSeq names its product CUE domain containing 1b (gene cuedc1b). Lineage: Eukaryota; Metazoa; Chordata; Actinopteri; Pomacentridae. Gene Ontology annotation, molecular function: ubiquitin binding. The record is from RefSeq and is a predicted model, not a curated record. The transcript has 13 exons. Bases 586 to 1842 code for a protein of 418 amino acids.
GUGCUAUUUCUGCUGCUGCUGUGGAGCGACUCUUUCCCUCUGAUUGUCUGUACAAUGCUGGCAUCAACCGUCCCGCUGCUCAGCUCUGCUUCUUCCCAACAUUUGAGCACCGUGUGGAUGUUAUCAGCUCAGCCGGAGCCUGGCUGCCUCUCUCAACUGAUGGUGUCCUCCGUCACUGCUUUCUAAGUGCAAAACUGCAGCCGGUGCCUCAGAAAUGUUUGACCGCUGAGCUCUUAGUUCAUCCCUCACUAACCAGGUGAUGACUGAUGUAGCUAUGCGUGUUCCCUGGCGGAGUUUAACCCUAAUCUCAACCCGGUGACAGGACCUUGGAUCUAAGUAUUCUAGUCUGUGCACACUCUGUAACACAGUUGGCCAUGCUGGAUGCAGCUCAAUAGUGAGUAGCACUGGGUGGGAAACUCUAGUUUUUCUAAGCUCCUAUCAGAAGACUGACAUGUUUGUGUUACAAUGAGAAACUGAGAGGAUAAGUAGUAAUAGUAAGUAAGACUGAGGGGGCCAAAGUGCGACAGAAAAGAAGAGCCAUCCUGUCAGUAGGUUGGCAGCGCUAGAGACAGUCAGGCCCUGAGGAUGACGAGCCUGUUUAGGCGCAGCAGCAGCAAUGGAGGCUCCAGAAGCAGUGGAAGUGGAGGUGGAGGUGGCAGUGGCAGUGGACAGGGGCAGCUCAACAACAGCAGACCCAACCGGCAGGUCAGACGCCUUGAGUUCAACCAGGCCAUGGAAGACUUUAAGACCAUGUUCCCCUCUAUGGACUACGAGGUGAUUGAGUGUGUGCUACGUUCAAACAAUGGAGCAGUGGACGCCACCAUCGACCAGCUGCUCCAGAUGAGCAUUGAUGGACAGGGAUCAGAUGACAGCUCCGACUCGGAUGACAGCAUCCCACCAGAGAUUCUGGAGCGUACCCUGGAACCUGACAGUUCAGAUGAAGAACCACCUCCAGUUUACUCUCCACCAACGUAUGAUAUGCACAUUUAUGACAGGAAAUAUCCAGAGGCCCCACUAAACCCUCCUCCAAGAUUUGAAGCCCAAGCGCCUCCAGGUCUGCAACAAGUCAGAAGCUACCGGAACUGGAACCCACCUUUGCUUGGAAAUCUCCCAGACGAUUUUCUGCGGAUCCUGCCACAACAGUUAGACAGCAUUAAGCAGAGCUCUCAGACCAGUCUCUCUCAGCCUUCAUCAUCCUCAUCCUCCUCAGUUUCUUCAAUAAGCCAAUGGACAGCUCAGUCUGGUUCUGGGUCAGUAGCUGCAGGGACCACUGGAGGUUCAGGUUUGUCAACAGGAGCUACAGAGCAAGACAAGAAACUGAAGCAGUAUCUUGAGGAUGAGCGCAUCGCCCUGUUCCUGCAGAACGAGGAGUUUAUGAGAGAGCUGCAGCGCAACCGCGAGUUCCUCAUCGCCUUAGAGAGAGAUCGCUUGAAGUAUGAAUCAAAGAAAUCAAAGUCCAAUCAUUCAUCUAGCAUGGAGAGUUCCACAGGAGAACAGUACUCUGCCACUUCAAUGGAAGCCAUCUCAGAUGACGCGUUGUUCAGAGACAAACUCAAACACAUGGGGAAAUCAACAAGAAAGAAGCUGUUUGAAAUUGCCAGAACGUUUUCAGAAAAGACGAAGAGGAGAAAGACAAAAAGGAGGACGCUCCUGAAGCAUCAUUCAUUGGGCACAGCCAAUUCUACAGCCAAUCUCCUAGACGAUGUCGAGGGAAACCCUUGUGACUCAGUCCUCCUCUGCGUGAAGGAGGCCAGUGUUGCACAAGUUUCUGAGGAGGAUGGUCAACCCAGAAGAGCAAACACUCAGGAAGAGACUGAACAACGUAACGAGCCAGUAUCAUGAUCCUCUCUUGCUGCACCAUAUCAGGGUUACCAUGGCCACGACAGCAUGACCCAUGGGUGGUGGCUUUGCAGCUCUUCCUGUCCCCACCUGCUCACCCCACCCUAAUCCAGCCAGCUGAUGUAAGGCUCAGCAAUGAGUUGAGACUCACACCCCCCCACCCUCCUUCCUGGGGAGAGGAACUGGACUGUUCUCCGCAUUGGGCUAAUUGUCUGUAAAUGCAUUAUCUCUGUAUUAUAACACUUUGUGGAUAUAUAGUUUUAAAUGUAAAGGAAAAUGCAUUAGUCCCUACAGUAUUUGGUAACUGCUUCCCUUAAUCAACUGAGAGAAACACUAGCAUAGUAAUAAUCUUUCCAUAUUAACCUGUGUUACUUUUCCAGACCUGUACAGUAGCAGACUACAUGUUUCUGAAUGGGGUCCCUCAGGCAGGGCAUUUCAAAUCCAAAGUGUGCACAUGCCCCUUUAUAUACACUAAACCAUGUAGAGCUUUUUUACCAUGUUUUCUUAAUCAGAUUGGAAUAUUUUGCUGUUUUUGAAUGUUAGGGGUUAUGUAACUGAAUUUCUUAUAUGUAUGAAUAAUGAGGCCAUUAAAGCUGUCGCUGCCCAAAUGUCAACACUUCACCGUGACCCUUAUAACCAUUUGGUCACAUUUAAUGGACUGUGUACUUAGAAAGCAUGAAUGCUGCGUUGUUUAGAGUAGUGUACUAGUUUGAUUUGUUUGGCAAGGUGAAAAAAAAAAAUCCUAUUUGUAUUGUUUGUUAUUGUAGCAGCACUAGAAGUACAGUUGCACAGUUAUGAGCUGUGUGUCAUAACGUUGAACCAGAAUUACAGACUGAGCAAGCAUGGUUAUCAUGCCAAGGACAAUAUGAACUUUCUGACUUCAAAAGGCAACCGAAUUAAAGUGGAUAACUUUAAAGCCCUGGUACACAAGGAAAUGGUAGUUGUCCGACCAAGUCUAAAGGCAAACGUGUGUGUAGUUGUUUUCUUGAAAGUGUGGAAGUGAAAAAGUUUUUGUUCAAGAGAUGACCUGUGCAUCUAUGUUUGCAUUGACGCACAAGGACAGAAGUAGUUGUCUGAGAAGAGAAAGCUGGAGAGAGGGCUUAAAACACCUCCACUUUAAAGGUCUUUUUGGGUCUGCUCAUUGCUGAGGAAGAGAGAAGUCCCAACCUGGUGCCUCAGUUGGACUCGGUCCAAAUCAUUCUUACUCUUAUUAGGUUAAGUAGCGUCUCAUUUUACUGCCAUGGGUCUGUGAGUAUGUCCAAUACCCGAGUUCAUCUGAAUGUACCAGAGCUUGCUCAAUAUCAUCAUCAUUCAUUAAUAUCUGGUCUUGUUUUUACAAGAGGUGGAAACAGAACUGAAUUUCUAUUACUUUAUAAUGGCUCAUGAUUAUUAAUAUUAUAUUGCUGCUGUUUAUGUUCUCUCUCUGGGUUUGGCUGUGUUCAGGUUCUUCUCAGAUGAGGUCUCUCUCUCUCUUUUUUUUUUUAUAUAAAUGAAUGCAUGCAUGUCAGGUCUGGGUAGGUUUUCCAUGGGUCUGUUUUGGUGAAGACCUCUCCUCCACAUAGCUGACUAAUCACUGUGUCAAGUGAGUGUGACCAUAAGAUUGUUAGUUCAGAGAGUUUCAAAUACUGUCACAUGCAGCCCGCCCAGUGCUAUCAUUACAAAGGUGCAAUUGGUUGCAGUGUCAGACGCUGGGUGAAUAUUCAACAAGUGCUUUGUGUAAAGCAUAGUUCGGCCUUCAGAAUAGUAGUUGCAUAUGGUUUCCUCUUUCAGGUGCUCACAUCCACAACAGUAAUCCUACUUUGAUGAAAUAAAAUGAGCAUGAUGCCCAGUUUAGCUGAAUUAGCUGCCUGCUAUUUUCCUAUUGUGGUGGCUACGUUCUGUAAUGACUGCAAACCUGUGGCUGCCUGGGAGGGAAGAAACUCUUCAGUAUGUGCUGGCAUGGUAAGAAGCCAGUGAAGGUUCUCAGCUGUGCUGCUGCAGCAGUGACUCCUGCUGGUUGUCGAUGGUUCUUGCACCAUAGAGACACAGCCCCCCACCCUAUGGUAAAGCCUGUUGCUGUUACUUUGCAGAAGAAAAAAUUGGACUUGAGACAGUAUCUCACACAGCAGCCGUCCUUGGGACAGCAUUACAGUGCUUGCUGAAAAUAAGUGUAGCAUCAAAUUGGGUACCCUUCUCAAUAAAUGCCGACAAAGAUACACCUUUGUAUUUUUAAAAACGUGUCUUAUUGGUUGGAAUUAUGUUGGUGUGCAUUUUUGACCUUCUCUGUAUGUUUUUUCUGUUCUGACCUCGCCUAUUGAACCAAACUAGGAGUCUCAAAUUCACUGCUCUAGACACGUCCACAGAGUUUUAUUCACUGCUUCACUUACCAUGUCGCAUAUAUUUUUGUCAGGUUUCCAGAAUUCUUGCAAUGAACCAAAAUGACAUUUUUGAGAUGUUAUGAAAAUGAUAUCACUCAGAUUACGUUGCAAUGUCUUUGUGCAAAUCACACCUUUGUUAUCCUGUCUUUCCCCAAUUCGACAUUUUUAAAUGCCAGUGUGUAAUGACUUGAACCCUGGCAUCAUGUGUAGGCGCGAGAGUAUUAAUGGUUGUGAUUUCCACAUGAAUAAUGGGAUGACAACAUGUGUGAAUUGUGAUUGAUUGACAAAACAACACAAAAGAUGCUUGCGAGGUUUGGAUCUGCCUCUUUUUCCUUGUUGUUUUUAAUUCUAUGUGUACAUGUAAAACUAGCAUAGAUGUAAAAAGUAGUCAUAGUCUAAUGUAGCCUUUGUGAGCAGGAAAUGUGUGCUGUGUGUAUGCGAAACUUUACAAGGCAAGGCUUCCAAGAAAACACCCUGAUUUGAAACUCUAAUUAACUUACAAAAAGUGAAAUCAACUAGUUUCCUCCCUUUGUGCAUCAAAGGGUUCAGAAAAUCUCCCCAAAUGAACUUUUCUGGAUUUGCAUUUUGUGUGUUAUUUAUCCCCAUUAAUUAAAAUACUUAAAUGUGAUUUUUUUUUUUUUUUUUGCUUAUUUUGUGAUGAGCAAAGACUGAAUGUCAGUAAUUUGAUAGGUAAUUUGUUAAAGGACCAUUUCAGUGUUAAAUGCAUGUCCAGACCAUUGACGCAUAUAUUAAAUUUAAAGCUCAAUUUACCAAUCUUCUUACAUGGACGUUGAUCAAAUGGCUGUGGAAAGAGCACCACUCGUAAUGAUGAAACUACCAACUCUUUAGUUCACCUCAAAGCCCUUAUUAUUAUUUAGAUAUUCUGCAUUUUAGUCUUUAUGGAGCAGCUGUAUUAUCGAAACAUAUUAAAUAAAGCCACGGUUCACUGCCAGCUCAGCAGCUAACGACACACAGACACAGGAGACGGGAGGGGAACACAGGAGAGCAUUUAGCAGCUAAAAUAUCAUAUUUUUCUCAGGAGUUGGUGGAGACCAAAAAGAAGUUAAAAGAUGGAAAAUAUCAGACUUAACUUGGAUUCAUCAGGUGGACACAAACUCCAAAAUGAAUGCCAAUGUGGCUGCUGUCAUCAAAACUGAAAUAAAUGGAAAUAAACAAGCAAAACGUUGUUUCUUAAAGGUUAGAUGUCAUGUUGCUGGGUUGUAAAGUCAGCAGGUUAUGUGAAUGAUGGAGUGGUGUUUCUUCAAGGGCCACAUUUGUAAUCUCAUCAGAAAACAGUGAAAUGUUAACUCACUUUGACUGUGUGCUUUGUCUCAUUUUUUAAAGAUUAUUUAUUGACGUUGACUGUAAAGUCAAGUUUGCACAUGCUUGUUUUAACAUUGAACUUUAAGGUCAGACCUAAAUGUGUUUAUAAAUGAAUUACUUUUAUUGGCCUUUUGGAGAUUUGAUUUGUAUAACUGGCCUCAAAAAUAUACACAUUUAAAUCGCUAGAAAUGGCACAAGCAUAUGCAGUGAAAAUGGCAAUAAAAUCAUUAUUUUGUUCAGUUUCAUGAUUUUACAUCGAAGGCAAAAUGUUCAAAACAAUCUGAGAACCCAGUCAAUGUUAGUCACAGGAAGUCAGAAUAGAUGGGUCGCUUUUAUGUUUAGUCAAUGACCUUUUACCCACUUCCUAAUCGUUCACUGUUUUGAUUCCAGAGUCAUAUUAUCAGUACACUGUUGCAUGUCUUAGUUCAUACUACCUUGUUGUCUGUUAAAGUGGACCUUGAUGAGCUGGCUUCCAGAGCAGUUUUGGGCAACCUUUUUCUGUCUGGCUUUGCUGUGAUCUGUAAGUGGUUGAUGUUUGAUUAAUUUUUAGGAAACUUGUUAAUGUUUCUCCGCUCAGGGAAAUCUACCGCAAUUAAUCUCUUCCAUUUAGAUUUUUUGACACACGUUACAAGCACAAAUUGUCCACACAGGAUACCGUACAGGUUAUUUCCUUAAGCUUAAAAUGACAUAUUGUUAUUAACAUUUAGAACCAUUCAGAAGUCUUAGUACUUACAGAGAGGUGCGUUUUUUACAUGUAAAAUAAUCUAAAGUGAGCAGCUAACAAUUUGAGAAAAGCUAAAAUUGCUCUUUGGGUUUGUCUCUGGUGGCCAAUUAGACUUCUGAAAUGUUGGACUGAUUAUUUCACCACGUUCAGAUUUUUCUCCUCAACAUUUGCUCUGCCAUACUCAAUAAUGAUAAGUCUUCCAAAAAACUAGCUUGUGUUGUCAUCUCACAAACCUCCGCUACUGAUGCAGCACUGUAGGAAAAAUCCACUGUAAAGUGUCUGAGCAACAGCUCAAACACAGAUAUUGAUGUGCUUUAUGUCCAAAAGUUUGUUUAGUCAUUUUGAUGUGAGGUUCUUAUUUUGUGGAAUUGAUCAAACAUAUUGUCGAUCACAUCAUCGAUCAUGUGUGUUACAGGCAUACAUUGUGUUGUGGUUUGAAUAGAGUUUGUCUUUGCAAUUUGUCACAGGUGCUGGAAAAUGUAGGAAAGCAUUCAGAUCUAAACAACUGGAGCAAUGAAACAUUUUCUUCAGUUGACAUCAGUGUUGGAUUAAAUCAAAAUGAAAACUUAAAUUUGUAUAAGAUAUGCAACUAAAGUGCAACUUAUAUCAUUAGUGUAUUAUUUGAUUGGAAUUUAACCAUGUAUAAGUAAUUUCUGCAUUGGUGAGACUAUGUAUAAAUGAGGCAGACUGAGAAAAGUGUGCAAGAAGUCAUCCCUGCAAUGUACUGAGUGGUGCAUUAUGAUGUGGGGCACGAUUUUCUUUUUAAAUACCCACAGUGUGACUAGCUCACAUCAGUCAUUUGAGCUGGUCAGCAGCAAUGCUUGAAUUUCUUGUGUGCCACUGAGCAGCUAAAUCAUCUGAGCAAAUGAACAAAACACAAAGAUGUUGUGCAGAUUUGGUGGUGUGUGUCAUGAAUGUAAAUGAACUGAGAUCAAGCCAUUUAGCAACAGUACGUUGUUUACAGUGCACAUGAGCUUUGGGCUCUGCUCCUCUGUAAGAUUGUAUGCCAUAUCCACAGAGCAGAACCACAUCCUGGGUUUGACUUUCCAGCUGUUUCAUAUGGAACUAAAGUCUGUGUGUUGCAAUUACCGACCAUUUAAACACGACACACACUAACUAAAAAAUAAAUAAAUGGAAUUGUUGCAUUUAAAAUUGUUUUUUAAGGAACUUUACACUUUUGGCUCAACUUCAUUUUUAAAGACGGUAAAGAAUAGAAGAUUUGUUUCACCCCACAGUUGUGUCAUGGUUGUUCAUGAAUGUGGUUCUUUUUUCCAUUAAAGUAUUAUUGUAUGCAAGAACAUUUCUUAGUCAUCACAGUAAUUGUGUUGUACCAUCUGAUUUGUUCGUGAAUUAUGUUUGUAAAUAUACUAACAUGACUAUUAAAGUUUUUUCUAUAAAGUAA